Molecule: messenger RNA, 1368 nt
Organism: Spea bombifrons (plains spadefoot toad)
Lineage: Eukaryota; Metazoa; Chordata; Amphibia; Anura; Pelobatidae
Product: transcription factor HES-5-like
Exons: 3
Coding region: 81-566 (161 amino acids)
Biological process (GO): anterior/posterior pattern specification; regulation of transcription by RNA polymerase II; regulation of neurogenesis
Cellular component (GO): nucleus
Molecular function (GO): protein dimerization activity; RNA polymerase II cis-regulatory region sequence-specific DNA binding; DNA-binding transcription factor activity, RNA polymerase II-specific
Source: RefSeq, a predicted model, not a curated record
CACCAGCAGCAUAUCACUGGGAUCAGAGACCAGACAGGACAGCCAGCAAAACAGCUCAUUCACUCACUCACACUCACUGAAUGCGCAGGAUGGCUCCUUCUAACACUAGCAUGGUGCAGACUGCUGCCAAUGAGCUCAGCUCACAGGGACUGAGGAAGCUGAGAAAGCCAGUGAUUGAGAAGAUGAGGAGAGAUCGCAUUAACAGCAGCAUUGAGCAGCUCAGGAUUUUACUCGAGAAAGAUUUUCAGAAACAUCAACUUCCAUCCAAACCAGAGAAAGCAGAUAUUCUGGAGAUGACAGUGACCAUCCUGCAGCAGCACCUGGCUGGGAAAUCUGCUCCAUCAUCCAGCCAGAGCUACAGAGAAGGUUACUCCAGAUGCCUCCAGGAGUCUGAGCGCUUCUUCUCCCUGAACAAACAGACAGAGGCCCAGGUGAAGCUUCUGCAGAACAUCCAUGGGGGACAAGCUGUGUCAGAGAGGGGCUUCACUUCUGGAUCAGUUUUUUACCCAACACAAAGCAAAGCAAUGGCUACAGAAACCACCAAAGCCAUCUGGAGACCUUGGUAGAGACUUUAUUGAGUGUUCCAGGCUGGGAAUAGCAAAGUGUUCUUUAAAUGCACCUGUCAGCUAGAUGGCUGGACAAUUGAGGACAUAAGGUGUGAACCCUGAGGUCUGAUGGACUGCUUCCUUUUUUUGAUUUGCACAAAGCAUGAAGUCACAUCGGCUGUGACUUUAAAUACCCUGGCAACCAGGCUUUAGUCUUUAGGUGGCUCUGAGACCUUAUAUAAAAAAAGAAUCAGAGAUGCACUAGUCUGUUCCCUGACAUAUCAGUAUUUUAUAACUGUAUGAACAGUAGGUUGUGUGUAACCUUCCAUGAAGGGAAUUUUUUGAAUUAUAUAGAAAAACAUAAUUUCAAUAAAAUAGUAAUAUUAUUGUAUAAAUAAUUUAAAUACGUGAUUCUAGGUACUGUUGUUACCAGUUCAGAUGACUUUAGCAAUGACUGCUCAGUAAAAGGCCUAAUUUUAUUAAAAGUUGUCUAACUGACGCAGCAGAACAAGUUAAUUUCACAAAUGAAAUAUUAGCCUUUGUUGUAUAUUACAACAGUUGUAUUCUCAGUGAGGAUAAGUAAUGUUAAUCCAUUCAUUCUAUGGAUGUGUAUACAGUAACAUGGAUUAUUGCAUGAUUAUUUGUGAUAAGUUCGCAUGUAUUUGACAUGUGGUAUGUAGAGUUUCUAUAAUGUAGUCCUCAUUGUAUGGAUGGUUAAUAUGUAAUAUGAAUGUAUUUUUACAUCACCUGCUGUAUUUGCAGGAAUAAUUAUCAUUUCUUUUAUAAGAUGGUUUUAUAUGUUAAUAAAAUUAUUGGAACUAAA